UUUGCUCGUGCCCGCUGCUGUAUUAUUUUCAUCUUUGUUUUCUGGUCGGGUUCGGGCGGUUUCGGUCCUGCAGCUUCUGCUUUGCUCGGACGGUAAGGAGCACAAAAUUCGGCAUGAUCGCGUCGCCGGAUGUGGAAGUUGAUGAGUUUACGGAUGUCUCUGGUGGAUUUGGGAAAGAAGCUUCUAGAAGCAGCUCGUGCUGGUCAGGACGAUGAGGUUCGGAUACUGAUGGCCAAUGGAGCUCCAUUCACUACCGACUGGCUGGGCACGUCUCCGCUGCAUCUGUCUGCUCAGUUUGGACAUUACUCGACCACAGAGGUUCUGCUGCGUGCCGGGGUGAGCCGCGAUGCCCGCACCAAAGUGGACCGGACGCCUCUGCACAUGGCCGCGUCUGAGGGUCACACACUCAUAGUGGAGCUCCUGCUGAAGCACGGCGCUGACGUGAACGCUAAAGACAUGCUGAAGAUGACAGCGUUGCACUGGGCUGUACAGCACAGCCACCGAGACGUGCUGGAACUUCUUCUGCAGUUUGGAGCUGAUGUCCAUGCGCAGAGUAAAUUCUGCAAAAAUGCGCUGGACAUCGCCCUCGACAACAGCUGUCAUGAGCUCGCUGAAAUCCUGCAGGUAGCAAUGCAGAAUCAGAUCAACACAAACCCAGAGAGUCCAGAUACACUGACUAUUCACACAACUACACCACAGUUCAUCAUCGGCCCGGGAGGAGUCGUGAACCUCGCUGGACUCGUCUCACCUGGAAACAGCAGCAAAUCUACAGUCGUGGCAGCAGAGGAAGUUAUAACGGCGGAUACGGUCGACGGAGCCAUUCAGCAGGUUGUGAGCUCUGGAGGUCAGCAGGUCAUCACCAUUGUAACAGAUGGUAUUCAACUGGGCAACCUGCAGACUGGCACAGGUAUCAGCCAGCCCAUAAUAGUCACCAUGCCUGAUGGGCAGCAGGUAUUAACGGUGUCAGACACAGAGGUUGCUGAGGAAACGGUGAUCAGUGAGGAGCCAUCCAUUAAACGGCCACGUGUGAAGGAAGAAGACGACAGUGAAAUGACAGAAAUACAAGACAUGCAGGUCCACCAAAACAUCUCACUGCAGGACAUGCAGGAAAAAGUGUCUCUUCUGAAGCAGCUGGAGGAGGCGAAUCGUGAAGCUCAGAGAUACAGACAGCAGUUCCUGAAGAAAGAGCAGGAAGCAGAAGCUUACAGACAGAAACUAGAGGCCAUCACACGACAGAACGCAAAGAAAACAGUGUGAAACACAAAUCAUCACACACACACACACACACACACACACGUUAAAGCUGUAUUACUGAGGACCCUUCAAAGAUGCAAUGGUUUAGAGUACAGUGAAAUCAUGUUGUGAACAAAUGUUCAAGAAUUGUGUUGCUUUAGUUCAUUUUAAUUAAGUAAACUGUACAACCUGCAAAAAUCUUUUUUUUUUUUGUUGAGUGAAUUGAAUGUUACUUUACAAGACUGAAAAGUAUUACAUUACAUGAGCAUUAAUCACUUUUGUUUGCCUCUGUUCACACCAGCGAUUAGCUUGUGUGCUCCAGACAUGUCGAGCUGUGGUGCUCAUGUGGGCGACAGAUUUGAUUGCCGCCCAUAUCCCGUUACUCAAUCCCCCGAUGGCUUCUCAGUUAAGUGGAAAAAAAAUACAAACACACAGGAAAUCUGACUGACCUGCAGAUGAAUCGGGGAAAUCAAUGAUUUUAAAUGAUUUAUUUUAUGCACAAUUUAAUGCAUUAUUAUGUAUAUAUAAUACAUUUGAUAUAUUAUAUGUAUCCCCCCCAAAAAAACAGUUUAGUGUAAUUUGUUCAGACAGUUUCAGUUUCUGCAGAAAGAUGGGAUAUGGUUUUCAUCAUUGAUAAUGGAUUUUACAGCCCAUUAUUCUAGUUGAUAUGAUGUAUAAUGUCUGCCGUUUGCUUGUUUAUAGUUUUCUGAUAAUCAUGAUUUGUGAUGAAUUUUGCAGUUUUCUGGAUUUCUGUCAUAAACAUUCUUAUUUUUAAGACCAAAUUUUUGGGAUUUGUUUCAUUAAGGAUGAACGCACAUUCUCACUGCAGAAAUGUACUUUUUUAAACAUAAAUUCAUAACAUCUAGCAGUCUGAUUUUACAUGCAAAACUAUUAUGCUAAAAUACUGUUAUCAUCUAAAACUCUGAAUUGAGUGUUUGAAUGCACAGAAAAGAGUUUUACAUUCAUCAUUAAGCUGUGAUAAAAGAAUUCCAGCAUUGCCAGGGUCUUUAUUUUCUUAAUCCUCUGUAGAUAUUAAUAAUAAAAAAUGU
This is a messenger RNA of Myxocyprinus asiaticus (Chinese sucker), 2282 nucleotides long. RefSeq names its product GA binding protein transcription factor subunit beta 1 (gene gabpb1). Gene Ontology annotation, biological process: positive regulation of transcription by RNA polymerase II. Gene Ontology annotation, cellular component: nucleus. Gene Ontology annotation, molecular function: protein binding; transcription cis-regulatory region binding. Bases 130 to 1257 code for a protein of 375 amino acids. Lineage: Eukaryota; Metazoa; Chordata; Actinopteri; Cypriniformes; Catostomidae. The transcript has 8 exons. The record is from RefSeq and is a predicted model, not a curated record.